This is a messenger RNA of Stereum hirsutum FP-91666 SS1, 1662 nucleotides long. RefSeq names its product mannosidase. Gene Ontology annotation, molecular function: mannosyl-oligosaccharide 1,2-alpha-mannosidase activity; calcium ion binding. NCBI's taxonomy places the organism in Eukaryota, Fungi, Basidiomycota, Agaricomycetes, Russulales, Stereaceae. The coding region runs from base 1 to 1662 and encodes 553 amino acids. The transcript has 10 exons. Gene Ontology annotation, cellular component: endoplasmic reticulum; membrane. Gene Ontology annotation, biological process: carbohydrate metabolic process; N-glycan processing. The record is from RefSeq and is a predicted model, not a curated record.
AUGGUCCCCUUCUUCAACCCGGAUGCUGCAUCACUCCGGCCUGCGUAUGACCCACCAAAAUCGUGGCAGGACGCGGCGCAGCAGGUCAAGCAAGCGUUCCUGUACUCCUAUCAUGGGUACGAGAAAUACGCGAUACCGCACGACGAAGUUAUGCCGCUCUCAAGGGCAGGCGUCGAUAAUUUCAAUGGUUGGGGCAUUGAUUUCUACGAUGCGCUGGACACCAUGAUUCUCAUGAACACGACGGAAGAAUUCGAUCGUGCGAUGUUCAAUAUCCAACAAGCAGAUUUUUAUCUGCCUCCAGAACGCAAUGCACUGUUCUUCGAAACUGUCAUUCGCCAUCUCGGUGGUCUUCUCUCUGCGUAUGCUAUGACCGGCCACGAACUACUGCUAGAAAAAGCAGAUCUCCUCGGCCGUCUAUUAUCUCCCGUAUUCGAGACACGGAGCGGCCUUCCUUAUUACGAUGUCAACACUGUCACAGGCGAGACUAGGCGGAAUCCAGACGGAUAUCUAGCAGAAUUGGCCAGCUGCCAACCAGAAUACACCUAUCUUGCGAAGAUUACGGGCAAGCCAGAAUACUAUAAUCAUGUCAAGAAAAUCUGGCAGACUCUCGACCGAGCCGGCACAUCGCAAUUCGGUGGCAUGCUACCCACGCAUUGGAAUUUGACCACAGGCCAACCUCUUGAUUUCCGGUUAACGGUCGGUGGUCAAGCUGAUAGUGCACACGAGUACCUCUUGAAGCAGUAUCUACUCACGGGAAGAACUGACAAAACUGCACUCGAGAUGUACCUUCGCAUGACAACACACGUCAUCACCCGAAUGCUCUACCUCACUCCCAGCCGUCACAUCAUGUACCCCUCGUCCACCGUCGGCGAAAUGCCCCACGACAACCCCGCCCACGACUUCGAACACCUCGACUGUUUCCUCCCCGGCCUCUUCGCCCUCGGCGCCCAUCUCCUCCCCCUCGACAACCUCCACUCCCUUGGCAUCGACUUCAUGUCCCUCGCCUCUGACCUCCCAGCCGAGAACCGCAAAAACUACGAGCUGCUGUCAAAAUACAAGCUCAGCGACGUCCACAUGUGGGCCGCGAAGGGCAUGGCGGAGGCCUGCACCGUUAUGUAUUUCGAUCAGCCGACGGGGUUGAGUCCGGAUAUCGUGUUGAUGAAUCAGGUGCCGACGCCGGUGCUUUGGGUGAAGGAGCUGGAGAGGUGGAAGGAGGGGAGGUGGAAUGGGAAUCCGCCUGGGGUGGAUGCUAUUAAGCCGAGGCCGCAUUUGUCAGGGAGGAAGAGACCAAAUAAGGAUUAUGGGGUGAGGUCGACGGGGUAUGAGUUGAGGCCGGAGACGAUUGAGUCGUUGUGGUAUUUGUAUCGGAUAACGGGAGAGGAGAAGUGGAGGAAGUAUGGGUGGGAGAUCUUCCAAGCUAUUGAGGCGAACACGAAGACGCAAGUAGGGUACUGCUCGAUCGAGAACGUCGAGAUUUCACCACCACGGAAGAAGGACUCGAGCCCAAGUUAUUUCCUGGCUGAGACGCUGAAGUAUCUGUACCUGCUAUUCGACGACGAAGACCAUUACCCACUCGAUAAAUGGGUACUCAACACCGAAGCACAUCCGCUGCCUGUCUUCCAGUGGACACAAGAGGAAAAAGAGAAGUUCGGCAUUCCUUAA